Molecule: messenger RNA, 873 nt
Organism: Olea europaea var. sylvestris
Lineage: Eukaryota; Viridiplantae; Streptophyta; Magnoliopsida; Lamiales; Oleaceae
Product: HMG-Y-related protein A-like
Exons: 2
Coding region: 129-545 (138 amino acids)
Biological process (GO): nucleosome assembly; negative regulation of DNA recombination; regulation of DNA-templated transcription
Cellular component (GO): nucleosome; nucleus; nucleolus
Molecular function (GO): nucleosomal DNA binding; double-stranded DNA binding
Source: RefSeq, a predicted model, not a curated record
UCAAUAAGUUCUCUCUCUACUCCCCUGUUAUAGAUUUCCACAGUGCUCUUUGAACCUGAAACAAACCCCCACCCCACGCACCCCAACCCCCGCAUCCCUACUCACUCCACUCUCAGAGUAAAUUUUCGAUGGCGACUGAAGAGGUCAGCAAGCCUCCAGCACUCCCUCCAUACCCACAGAUGAUAAUGGAAGCCCUGGAUUCAUUGAAACAAAAGGAAGGGGCAAAUAAGUCAUCGAUAUCGAAAUACAUAGAAUCCAAGUAUGGAGACUUGCCUGCUGGGCAUGCAAACUUGCUAUCAGCUCAUUUGACUGCAAUGAAGGACAGUGGGGAGCUUUUAUUCAUCAAGAACAACUAUCUUAGGCCGGGACCUGAUGCCCCACCAAAGCGCGGCCGAGGACGUCCAAGGAAGGACCCAAAUUCGUUACCUGAACCAAAGAAGCCAAAGCCAGCUGCAGGUCCCCCGGCUGUUUCAAAGACUGGAAGGCCAAGGGGCAGGCCAAGGAAGGUCCAGCAGCAGCCUGCACCAAAUGGCUUGGAAGGUUAGUUGCUUUGAAUAAGCAACUAAUGUUGGUUUACUUGCGUUAAAUCAACUUAGCUUGUUUUUAAGGUUUACGUUAUUUAGUAGGUGUCUUCCUUUGUAGUUUAACCUUUGUUUGAUGUUUGUUUGUGGUGUAGUUGUAGUAGUUGCAUGUAAUUUGGGGAAGAUCUUAUUUAAUGCUUGUCUUAACAUUAAGAGUUCUGAUGCUGAUCUGGGGUUUGUUUCAAGAAUUUCUGUGUGUUGACAUUAUCUUUAGUGAAUUGAUAUUGAGCUUUAGCUCAACAGUUUGGUUUCUUGGCUAUUAUUUAGUGUCAUUGUCAUUGAGUUCUCAGUU